Messenger RNA from Cuscuta campestris, 1296 nucleotides. NCBI's taxonomy places the organism in Eukaryota, Viridiplantae, Streptophyta, Magnoliopsida, Solanales, Convolvulaceae. The record is from the annotation of a GenBank genome assembly.
CAGCUAAGCAAGUAGUUCCCUUGUGGGCUGUGUGAUUUGGGUCCCACUCCUCUUUAUUUUUUAAUUUUUCCCCCAUCAUUUAAAGCAAAGCCCAAUUUACUGCCAAGACCUUUAUAAUAAGACCCUUCAACCAUACAUUCCAUUGCAUCUCAAACCUCUUUUUUUUUGGUCUCUCCAAUUUUUCUGAAUAAUUUCUUCUAGUGAUGGGAGCAAAAGCCCAUGAUUACUACUUCUCAUCCGCCCCAACCACCGCCGCCGCCUCCACCUCCUCCUCCGCCGUCUCGCACCCGGCGGAUUCCGGCAACUCCAACUCCUCCCCUUCCUCCGCCUCCAGCAGCUGCGCUACUAAUAAGAGUUCCUUAAAGCCCAAGAAAAGCCCAAAACAGGAAAGCAGGGGCGGAAGUAAGAAAAGGCGAAAGAUGGAGGGCGAAGAUAAACACCCCACUUUUCGAGGGGUGCGAAAGAGAAAUUGGGGAAAAUGGGUGUCCGAAAUCCGAGAGCCGAGAAAGAAGUCCAGGAUAUGGCUCGGGACGUACCCGACGGCGGAAAUGGCGGCCCGGGCGCACGACGUGGCGGCGUUGGCCAUCAAGGGCGCCUCCGCUUACCUCAAUUUCCCUCACUUGGCCGAUCGCCUCCCCCGUCCGGCCUCCAAUUCGCCCAAGGACAUCCAAGCCGCCGCCGCGAAGGCCGCAGAGGCCGCAUUCGAGCCGCCGAGCUGCCAGUCGUCGAGCAAUUUGACGUCGGAGAGCGCGCUGGAAUCGGCGAAUACUCCGUCCACGAACGGAGACUACGACGACACCUUCUUCGACCUGCCGGAUCUCUUCAUCGGCGGCGGAUCUAGCUCGGGUUGGCAGCUGGCCGAACCGGAUGCCGGACUCCGGCUCGAUGAGCCGUUCUUCUGGGAAUGCUACUAGCUCAAUCUUACUUAUUAUCUUUAUAGGAAAUUCAGGAAAUUUUAAGAAUAAAAUUGCAGAAAAAUCCCCACGAUUUUAAAAAAAAUAAUCAUGUCCAUAGAAAUAAUAAUUCUCCAAAAAAAAGUCAAUUUCAGAAACUUUAUGUUCGCUCGGGAUAUUUUUGACAGAUUGAUUAAUUAAUUAAUUAAUGUAAUUUAUGAAGAAUAGCAGUCACAGUUCAGAAUUUGUUGAGUUUUUAUUUUGUUUGUUUUUUUUGCUAACAAGUCCUUGAGUUCUUGUGAAAUUAAUGUAAAAAAUUUUGAACAAUUUUUUUAUUUUGUAAGCUUCUUCUUUGUAUUGCUUGUGGAGUGUAGAUAUGAUUCAAUGAAGAAAUUGUCUUCUU